UGAAUCAUUAACUUCAUCUAGUCAAGAUUCAGAUGAUAUUAAAAAUGUCAAAGAUAUUUAUAUGAAUAAGCAAGUUAAAUCAUCUUUGAUUAAUAGAAAGGAAGUAAAUGAAAAGAAACAUCAUCAUCAGCAGCAGCAACAACAAAAUAUUAUACGAUCUAAUCGAGAAAAAGAAAAGAUACACUGUAAAAGGUAGGCAGAUACCUCUGAACGAGAAAAUAUGAUAUAGAAACACUAAUUCUAUCUAUUUAGAUUACCAAAAGAUGUAAUAAGUACGAAUUUACGUUCGGUACUGUUUCAUAUCAAUGAUGUUAUUUUACAUAAAGAUAUAUAUUCAUCAUUGACGGGUGGAAAUAUUAUUGAUCGCACAAGUUCGUUAAUAUUUGAGCAUCGAAUGGAAUCAUAUGUUUAUGAUGUUUCGUAUUUGGGAAAUUAUGAUAUUGUUCAUUCACAAUUUUCAUCAACAGAACAACAACAAAAAUUAGUUGUCAAAUUACAAACAUUUUUAAAACGUUUUAUUGAUGAUGAUACAUCUUCAUUAUCAUCCGUUACAGUACAAAUACAUAUUAAAUGUGGUCAGUUUGAAAUUUCAUGCAAAAAUGAUACAACAAAUGAUGUAAAAGUUCCUAAAUGUCAAAAAUUAGGCAAAUAUUUAGGUUAUUUGUGUUUGUUUCAUACACAACCAUUUAUAUUUGGUCUAUUAUUAUAUUGUUCGAUAUUUCAACAAGGUGAUAAACGAAAUUUAGCGAGUUCAUUUUUGAUAUUUCGUUCAAAUACAAUUCAAGAAAGAAAUACAUUAAUACAAUGUCUAUUUCAGUUAGGAAAAAAUUGUUGUUAUCAUAGAUGCAAACAACAACAGAAGAUAAAAUCA
Messenger RNA from Didymodactylos carnosus, 871 nucleotides. The record is from the annotation of a GenBank genome assembly. NCBI's taxonomy places the organism in Eukaryota, Metazoa, Rotifera, Eurotatoria, Philodinida, Philodinidae.